Molecule: messenger RNA, 7877 nt
Organism: Lytechinus pictus (painted urchin)
Lineage: Eukaryota; Metazoa; Echinodermata; Echinoidea; Temnopleuroida; Toxopneustidae
Exons: 2
Coding region: 885-2540 (551 amino acids)
Source: RefSeq, a predicted model, not a curated record
UGUAGUAGUACAGGAGUCAUUAGUCUUCUUGUGUUGGUGUACAGGAGUACAGGAGUCAUUAGUCUUCUUGUGUUGGUGUACAGGAGUACAGGAGUCAUUAGUCUUCUUGUGUUGGUGUACAGGAGUCAUUAGUCUUCUUGUGUUGGUGUACAGGAGUCAUUAGUCUUCUUGUGUUGGUGUACAGGAGUCAUUAGUCUUCUUGUGUUGGUGUACAGGAGUCAUUAGUCUUCUUGUGUUGGUGUACAGGAGUCAUUAGUCUUCUUGUGUUGGUGUACAGGAGUACAGGAGUCAUUAGUCUUCUUGUGUUGGUGUACAGGAGUCAUUAGUCUUCUUGUGUUGGUGUACAGGAGUCAUUAGUCUUCUUGUGUUGGUGUACAGGAGUACAGGAGUCAUUAGUCUUCUUGUGUUGGUGUACAGGAGUCAUUAGUCUUCUUGUGUUGGUGUACAGGAGUCAUUAGUCUUCUUGUGUUGGUGUACAGGAGUACAGGAGUCAUUAGUCUUCUUGUGUUGGUGUACAGGAGUCAUUAGUCUUCUUGUGUUGGUGUACAGGAGUCAUUAGUCUUCUUGUGUUGGUGUACAGGAGUACAGGAGUCAUUAGUCUUCUUGUGUUGGUGUACAGGAGUACACUACAGGAGUCAUUAGUCUUCUUAGUUGGUGUACAGGAGUCAUUAGUCUUCUUGUGUUGGUGUGGAAUUUUGUGGAUGGUUUUCUGAAAAGGAAAACUGUUCUGUUUUCUAGUUGUUGGGAUGUCUACCGGUAUAUUGGUUUAGAAAUUGGUUCAGUCAUUUGCUUGAGACCAUGGACCUAGUUGGUCCAUGCUGAGACACAUAUAUCUGAACACAUUGUGAAAAGAUUUUCAAAUCUGGAUUGGAUGCUGAAGUCAAAUGAAGAUGGAAACUAUUGGCUUUCACUGGAUGGGUCACUUGUUAGUAGCUGUCCAAGUUCUACUUCUGUUACACAAGUCAAGGCUAGGUGAAGCACAGAGCAACCAAGACAACACCACCACCACCGCCACCAUCCCCACCACCUUCGAUACUGAACCAUUGGACAAAGAGACUACCGUUGGUGGGUUCAUCAUGCUGCAGUGUAAGGUCUCUCAAAUGAUAAAGGGGAAUAACUAUCUCGUUUGGACACACAACAACAAACCAAUCUUCGAAGACAACAUUCCCUUAAGUGAGGACGUGAAUUAUAAUUACCGAGGGGUGGGGAUGUACCCACGAGCUAACUUACUCAUCACUCCAGUACAGAAGAUAGACCAUGGUGCACUCUUCUCCUGCAGGCUGUACAACGGUUCUGUGCAAUCCGAUGGAGCUGAAUUGCUUAUGGAGUCCAGGAGUGCAGUUCUGACAGUGAAGUACACACCACCUCCUAAGUAUCCUCUAUGUAGCGCUGGUCCACAGGAGAAAAAUGGUAAGAUAACUGUUGUGCUGUCAUGUUGCACGGAGAUAUCGAGUGUGAGGAUGUCAUUGGCUUGGAUAGCACGGGGAGAGAACGCCAGCUGGAGAUUCACGCAGCAAGCUAAAACCGGCUAUGAAACCGGUCAGAACUGCCUCGAGCAUGACAUUCACACAGGGUUUAAUUUUAGCAUGUUUCAAUGCCAGAUGGAUGAAGCUUCUGGUGAAAGAACAGAUUUUGAAUCUAAAACAUGUUCCAUCUCAAAAUUGAGAUCUCUUCACAUUUAUCUGAAAACAUUGGACCACAAGAAUGCACAAUUCAACUGCAGUGUGAAUGUGCCAGGGAGAUAUCGCUAUUUAUGGCAUCUCCGCGAUGAGGCCAAGACAACGAUUCAAGAAGUGAGUGGCAUCAAUGACAUUUCAACUCUGGACCUUCGGUUGAGCAAAGUGAGCAAUGGCUCUUAUCUUACUUGCACAGUGUUUAAUAAGACUGACUUAGAUAGUUCAAAUCGGUACUUUAUGGGAACAACUGAAACACAGAUAGUCCAUCAGGCUCCCCCACCUGGCAGAGGAAACCCAACCAUGUUGAUCAUUGGCAUUGUCAUAGGAGCAGUAGUGGGAACCCUCAUUCUUGGUCUUACCCUGUAUUUCAUAAUGGUGAGAUGUUCAAGGCGCAACGACAGGAUGUACGCUUCCCUCGGGCGAUCUUCUGAAGCUGGCAUGCAGAUCGGCCCAGGAAACACCUACAUUUACCAUAAGAGCAACGAGAAUGGAAACUCAAAUGGCCGAGUGAUUGCAACUGCAGAGGGUGGUACCAUUUCUUCAGAGGCAGAUGAAAUCCCACCAAAGCCAGGUGGCCAUCGGACAAUCUCCUGGGAACCUGAAGACAUGGUUAUCCACUCUAAUGGUGGAGUCAUCAACCAUUCUGAAGACCCAAAGAGGCGCAAUGUAGAAGGUUUAGUUUAUGCUGAUCUUGCUUUCAAGGAAGGAGAGGAGGAACAGGAUGCAGAGGGUGAAGGGGGUGAAGAGGAAGAGGCACUGAAAGGAGCAGUCGGGGGUGAUACAAAUGGUGCCAAACCAGGGACAACAAGAGAAAGUAUAGAGUAUGCCAGUAUCGUGCCUCCCCUUAGAUCCUUAAGAUUCUAAUCCUGGUGGCCUUUCAAGGAGAACAAUGAACUUUAUCACCAGGAAGUCUCUCAAAAAAGGAUUUGUGCAUUACAGGGAUGUCAAGACAUUUUAUUUGUAUUUUUUAUCCUUAUUCAAUCGUAGAUCCAUAACAUGACAGUAUUUCUUCUUUAAUGCUGUCUAUAGAUGUACUAGAAUACGCAAUUAUUUUGAUACGCUCUGCACUAUAUUCAAGUACUUUUCUUAUAGCUUACAAGUACAGUACCAUACAUUGCCAGUUAUGUGUACAGGAUAGUUGUUUGUACCCCUGUGGUACAUGUAUUGACCUAUACUGGGGGUGGCGGAAGGUGAGGCCGCUGGGCACGCCCUUUAAAUUGUGCAAAGACCUUUUUUUAUUUUGUUUGUCAAAAUAUUCGGACAAAUUCCAACCCCAUUAAAAGUCCAUAUAGAUCUGCAUAUGCUAUGAUUGAUUCUAUCUAUAAAACUUGAGAUUGGUUUUAAAUACUCAACUCCACUUUUUAAGCUCCAUUUUGAGACAAAUUUUAAGAUGAAAUUCAUUUUCUUACCAGGUUUUUUUAUUGGGGACAAAGUGUAAAUAAUUCACCAUUUUCUCAUUAGGAAUUUACAUGUAUAUUUUCUUUGUAUUCAUUUAUAUCUUCAAUUGUCAUCUUCCUAAAAAUAUUCCUCAUUGUCAUCAUAUUCAUUGUUUUCAUCACCAUCACUUUCAUCAUCCUCAUCGUUGUCAUCAUCAUCAUCGUCAUCAUCAUUUCCAUAUCAUCAGAAUCACCAUCAUCAUGAUUUUAUAGUUCUGUCAUUAACAUUAUUCUUUUAGUGUUUCUAUUUUCUUUUCAUAAUUUCAUUUGUAUAACCUAUUAUUUCUAUGGGGUGAAGGGGGGGGGGGUGUCUGUUGAAUGUCAAAUAUAUGUAUGCUAUUCUUUGUUGCUGAGUGGUCAUAACAACAGUUAGUUGUUAGUGAUGACUACAUUGCUUUGUUUCAGCAUACGCUUCCCCAUAUUUCUAGUUCACAGCAUACCCAACCCAAGCUGUAUUCAAUUUAUUAAACAGAUUUCACUAUUUUAGUAAGGCUUCCAUUCUACAGGUAAGGUUUGCAUGGAUCUAUAGUUUUUAAUACAGAUUGCAGUAUGUUUUAAAUUACAUGUUGUGAUUGUGAUUUUGAGGAAACGUGGAAUAGAAAAAGAAAUUAAAAUACGGGCCAGACUCAGAUGGACAAGUUUAUGGAGGCAGGUCAAGGUACAUGUAAAUGCAAUAACAUACAUGCCCAUUUUGAAGACAGGAACCAAUUUAUUUGUAUUAUUUCUUUUUUUAAAAAGAGGGAGUUUCAAUCUGCCUUUAUUCUUUUUUAAACCUACAUGUACAUGUACAUAUGCAUAUUUCAAAGAAGAAAAUGCACUUUGUUACAGCAAUAAUGUAGUUCCCAUUACAUAUUCAAUGCGGAUUUUAAAAGCAAAGAUACAAUAAUGCAUAUAUGCACAAUGUAUUCAUUACUGCAUAUUUAGAUAAUGUUGUUGAGUCUUAUUUAUGACAAGAUGGACACUUAUUUUCAUGUAUGGUACUAAUAUGUAGCAGUUCUUAUAUCAGUAUUUUGCAAAACUUUGUUGUACUAUUUUGAAUAUACAUGUACUUAUUGUCACCUUGUGAACUUUCUUCUGUAUUCUUGUGUUAGAGCAGAAAUCUUUGAACUUUACUACUAGUAUUAUAAGGAUUUGCCAGAAUAAUGAUUCAAGCAAAAAAAUUGAGCAAAAAGUGCAAGUGCAAUGUACAGACAUGUAUUAGUACAUAAAUUGCACAUUGUAAAGUUUGCGGUACACUUUAUUCCUAUUGAGUAGCAUGUGAAUGCAUGCACACAAUUGUGUCCAUGGGAAACCAUUAGCUGUUUUCUAAUCAUCAUUGAACUUUAAAAAAAUAUGAUUUGUUUAUUAUUUAGUAUUUAUGAAGAGUGAUAUCUUCCUCUCUCCCUUGCCCAUGUAUAAAUACAUGACCUUUACUUGCCCUUAUUCGACAUUGAGAUUCACAAAAAAAUGUAUUCAUGAAUUUGUUUAUUGUAUACCUGAAUAGAGCUCUUUAAAAAGUUCUGACAAAUACUAAUUCAGGGAUCAGACCUUGUCACUUGGUUCAUAUUGUUAUCAAGAGAUAAAUAACACAUCACAAACUUUUAUUCAAUGAUUUAUUGACUUAAGAAUGAUUUUAUUUCUUUAUUUUAUUCAUUUUAUAUAUAUAUAUAUAUAUUUUUUUUUUUGGGGGGUGGGAAGAUUGACAAGUAUUAUCUACGAUUAUUUUAUUAUUAAAAAAAUAAAAACUUAAUGUGUAUUUUUAAGUUUUUUGUUUAAUGUACUGGAUUGAUAAAUUCAGGUGUACUACUCAGUACUAGUGGAGUGAGAAGUGCAACUUUGUACAACUGUCUCUGCAGCCCAUAUAAAACUCACAGCUGCGGAAGUUGAAAAGAAAACCCCAACAAGUAUGUAUUCACGUCUGGAGAGUAAGUAGUUCAAAAUUAUUUUCUUUCAUUUUCGAAAAGGAAGUUCAAAUAUACAUAAAUGAAUAUUGAACGAGUCAUUUGUUUGCAUUUCUCAUACACAAUUCAAGAUUGAACACAGCACAAUAAAUACCCAGACAAACACUCCAGUUUGAAUCAUUGUGAGUUAUUGGUCGUGGGCAAAGUACACCACUAUGUGUGCACCCAGUAAAACACGUGGGCAGAGAAUGUAAACUUUAUAUCAACCCUAAAUUGAACUUGCAUGCAUGAUUCAUCUCUCUUGAAAAGAACCAAAACAACAGAAAAACAAAAUGGGGAGCAAGUGACACUGAUGAAUAAUUCAUACUUGGAUGUUCUUUGUUCAAGUUUCUCAUCUCAUAUUGCUGGCUGUUUGCGGACUUGUACUGUAUGUCAAUUUAUAAGGGGGUUUACAUUUCAUUUAUGCUUUUCUCUGUUUAUAAAAAGUCGUUUGUGAGAUCAAAUUAAUUUCUAAAGAAAAGUAUUAUUUUUUGGCUUAAUUGUAAAUAUGUAAUUACAAGCAAGCAAUAUACAUGUACAUCACCAAUGUUUUGAUGAGAAGCACAUGUAGAAGUUUAUCAAAAAGCAAAUGAAUAUUUUACAUUUGGCCAAAUUGAAAAUUGUCUCCUUCAUCAUUCUUUUUACCUUGACUGUGAAGAAUACAAUGUUUGCUUGUAUUUACAAUGAACCAAUUCCCAUGGAAGUGGUAAUGCAGAUUAAUGUUUGUUAGCAGAGUGUACUAAUCAAUGGUAAAGCUAUUAUAAAGCAUGUACAACAAAUUGCAACCAGGUGUAUUAUAGAUUAUAUUUACGUUACAAGGACUAGUUCAUCCAGUUACAAAUCUACUGCUUCACUUUUAAGCUGCUACAUGUAUGUGAACAGAAAUGUAAUGAAUUCAUUUUUGAAGAUUCCAAAUCUCAAUUUCAUUUUUUACAGUUUUUUUUAAAUAAUAUGAAAUUCUUUAACAAAUGUGCUCUUACCCAAUCAAGUUGUGUAAUUAUAUUAGCCUAUCACAAUAUAUGUCAUAGGAUUUUUUUAUGUUUUUAAAACAGAAUUCAGAAUUAUGGUUUAACACUUCAAAAAAUAAUCUAAGAGUUAUCCAUGUACACUGACAAAUUGUUAAUGUGUGCACACAUUGCCAAAAUGAAAGUGAAUGCAAGAAAUAAGCAUUACUAUAUAGAGUAGUAGUAUCUUUUACAGAUUAAAUUUGAUAAGGUACAGUGUAUACCAAAAUACGGAAGCGAAUAUUAGCUUCAAGAGAGCAAGUCCUAAUUGAAUUGAACCAACAAAAUUGCUCUGCCACAAAUUUGAGAGUAUGCAUAAUUGAUUGUAAUGAAAGCCAUCUCCAUAUCAAUAGAUAGAAUAAAUACAUCCUAGUCAUUAAAUGCUAAUUGAAAAUGCCUGUGGAUGAAAAUAUGAUUAAUAUACAUGAAACCUGGCAUUUUACUGCCAGGGUACUUUCGAUAUAUUAUACCCACUAAUCAGCGAUGCGCGAGUUGCAGAGAACCUUUAUCGGUACAAAAUGAAACUGAUGUGAAGGGGAACGCACAAGAUGCCUCAAUCAUCUACCCUCAAUCUUGGAGAUCAUAAUGUGGUUAAGUUUAAUAGAAAUCAUGCAUCAACUACAUGAGUGUAAUGGAUAAGACUUACUACACAUCAGCUUUACAAAAUCAGUGAAUGAAUGAAUGGAACUUUGCAUUAUCUCUAUGAAUGGCAACAUUGUAAAGCAUUAUUUGACCUUUCAAAUAAAAAAAAUAUGCUUGCCCAGUUUAUGUAAAGUUAUUUUGAUAAUGUCAGAAAGAGUUUGAGGUUUUUAUGCUUUGACUUCUCUUUACCUAAUAAAUCUAGUUAAAAGAUUGAAGUCAUGAUAACCAACAGUACGUGUCCAGUUAAGAUGGCUACAGUCUUAUCUCUGCACACAAUGUUUUGGUAUCAGUUUAUUAAGUGAAUAUUGAAAAAUCUCUCAUUCACUAAUAAGAUGUUUUCUUACUUCUGGUGAAAAAGAGGCAUUUAUAUAUGAUGUCUAACCAAUAAAAUUAGUAUGAUCUGAAUUUGUUUAAAAAAGGUUGCUUGAAUGUGGGUGAAAAAACACUUCAUUUAUAUUUAUAUUAAUAUCACCAAGAGAUAACAAAAACAAAUGCAUUCCCACCAGAUUUAUUAUUAGACACACACAGGUCAAAUUAUUUUAGUUACAUUAUGAAAUGGACAUGACAAAAAGAAUGCUUGAACUAUUAAAGAAUGAACUAUGUUUUGUUGUGUAGAUUUUGUUUAAUAUGACUCUGUUGUUUGCAGGAUUGUUUUGUAACAUUCAAUCAAAUAUCAAAACUAUAAUUUCAAAAUGGAACCAGCCCUGGGCAUUUUAGUUAUAGAAUUCAUAUCUAAGGGUAUUGAAUUAUUUGAUGUUCUACUUAACCUUGCUAUAUAUACUUUUAAUGGUACUGGAAAUUCUUUGAUGGUAGUACUACAUUUGUACCAUGUUCAGUUCCUUUAAAUGCUCAAAUGAAAAUAACAGAAUUUCUCCAUUCAAAUUUAGUACUAUAGUACAUCACAUGUAUGGAGUUGGGUUUAUUGCUACAUAUCUUCUUUGACAAAAACUUGUAUAAAAUGUCCUGUUCCCUUUUAUUUCCUCGGAAAUAAGUUUUUUUUACUUAAUUUAUUUCAUGUGAAAAUGUAGACAUAGUGAUGUGUUUGUGAAGACAAAAUACACACUGCCAUUUUUCUAUAUUUUUGUCAUUGUAUCAAGAGAUUUUGAAAUGAGAGCAAUGAAAGCAUAUACUGUACUCACAAGAAAUAUACAUCUUGUAAAUUAUGGUGUCACUCAAUUAAAGUAGCAUUGAGUAGCUCUA